Molecule: messenger RNA, 2165 nt
Organism: Orbicella faveolata
Lineage: Eukaryota; Metazoa; Cnidaria; Anthozoa; Scleractinia; Merulinidae
Product: carbohydrate sulfotransferase 11-like
Biological process (GO): carbohydrate biosynthetic process
Cellular component (GO): membrane
Molecular function (GO): sulfotransferase activity
Source: RefSeq, a predicted model, not a curated record
AAGUCUCAAGGUUUCAAAUGUACAGACUCUACAGGGAUCAUAUCAUUUCCGCUCUCCAAGGGAGUUAAGACAAAACGAACGCAGAAAACUGGUUGAGACGUUUUGCAAAAAGACUGGACACAAUUUCAUGCCAGACCCUUCUCACAUUAUAGUGAUUCCGUCUCUUAAAGUGCUCUACUGUAUAACACCUAAAGUGGCUUCCAGGCAAUGGAGAGAAAUGCUCUAUUCAUUUUCAAACAUGAGGAAAAGAGCGCUUCUACUAAGUCGGUAUCCUCCCGAGGAGCAAAAGCAAAAGUGGGAAAAGUAUUUCAAGUUUACGUUUGUUCGUGAGCCGUUCGAGCGCAUUCUGUCCGCAUACAAAGACAAGUUCGUUUAUCCAAGAUUUCCCCGCAAAAAACUUCAACUUCACGGCACAGCAAUUCUGAGAACCGUUCGUCCAAACGCUUCCAAGAGCGCACUUGAUAAGCUUGAUGACAUCACUUUUCGUGAAUUCAUUGAAUAUUUAGUAACCAAAGGAAGCAGCAAAAGUACGCCUGUUAUGAAUUGGCACUGGGACAAUUACGUCAACAUAUGUGGAAUGUGUGCCGUCAACUAUGACUUUAUAGGUCAUUACGAAACUUUCGAUCAAGACUUGGCAGAUUUCGAAGAGGCUGCAGGGUUAUCGCCCCAACAGGCAAAGAGAUUCGAUGCUCGAGCUAAUAAUAAAUCCAGUACCGCCUCCUCUAUGCUCAGUUAUUACUCGAAAAUUCCCGUAAAAUGGAUCGAAAUCCUUGGGCGCUUGUACAGUGCCAACUUUGAGAUGUUUGGAUACAAUUUCCCUGGACCUCUUAAGAGUCUCUUUGAACAAAGGAAGAGAUAAUAGUUAGGAUGUGACAGUUUAAUUAUGUUUUAGCUUUUCCGAUCUUUUUUUUUCUUUGAUAAGACGACAUAAUUAACUUUAUGACUAUACUGACCUCUCUUGGUUCAUACGUCCGUUACGUUGGGAUAGUUGGGGAUACGUAAGUCAUCUUUGGGCUAUUUGAGCAGAAUUAAUCGAGAAGUCAUAGCGACUUUGGGAGACGUUUAAUAAUCUAAACUGCAAAUAGAAAGCCAUUAUCUUGUAAGGGAUGUUCCUGUCGAACUGAAAUUUGAGAGCACAUCUUCUUUUCCCAAGCCUUUGUCAAGCUAGAUGUUUGGAUAAAACUUCCUGGGACCUCUGAGAGUCUUUUGAGUGGUGUAAUCACGAUGAACUUGGAAUAUUUGUAAUCACUGACUAGAUGUACUGUUUGAAGUUACUGCUAUUACUAUUCUCAGGUGAAAAUCGCAAAGAGCUCAUAUUUGAAAAAUUCAAUAGAUUUCUUGUUUGAGAUUAUGAAAAUAUGAUGCAUUCAGAAGUUAUGGUGCAGAACUGCUCAGCAUCUGCUCCUGGCAUUCCCCUUACAGUUUGUUUCUUUAGUUUAUUCAUUUAUCAGUCUCAAGACGAUCAAAUCAAAGAAUGUGUAAGACCUCGUAAGUCAACCACUAGUUGAUAGCUAUCCAUAAUAAGCUCGCCGCACUUUCUCUGAAUGUCCCCAACUAUUGAUCAGUACCUAUUUAUUAUACUCCUGGGCGAAAAGACUACACUAUAUAUAAAAGCAGGUUUUCACUACCAAAUAAGAACAAGCAUAAACAUAACGGUAGUGAGGACGUCCACAGCACAAGCAUAAGCACAUGGUAGGGAGGUCGCCCACAACACAAGCAUAGGCACAUGGUAGCGAGCCAGGACGAGCACAACACAAGCACAAGCACAAGCGAAACAGACGUUUUUUAUUUCUUCUAGUGAUUGUGGUUUUCACUAUGACAUAAGAAUAAACUCAAGUAUAGGCAUAGUGGUAGUGACGACGCCCACAACAUAAGCAUACGCGAAAGGACGCUCACAUCACAAGCAUAAACACGUAGCCACGUGCAGAAUGAAAAAUUACAUUUUUUUUUCGGUAAUUACCUCCCCGAUACGGUAAACAGGAUCAGUGGCAGACGAUGUUUAUGCUUUUGCGUACAGCAGGGCGUUGUCACUUGACAUAAGCACAAGCACAAGAAGAACAAAAAACUAUGUUCCUCUUGUGCUCAUGCUUGUGUUGUGCGCGCCCUCACCACACUUAUGCAUGCUCAUGCUUGUGCUUAUGUCGUAGUGAAAAUCAGGCCAUAUA